Molecule: messenger RNA, 651 nt
Organism: Rotaria socialis
Lineage: Eukaryota; Metazoa; Rotifera; Eurotatoria; Philodinida; Philodinidae
Source: the annotation of a GenBank genome assembly
AUGUGGCAAUCGAACCCGAAUCCUUUUUCAAAAUCUGAACCACCUGAAUGGCGCCGUUAUUCCCAAGAGGAAAAUCAGAUUAUUGAAAAAGCCUUCAUGGGCCAACAAACGUGUGCUGUUUUGAAGAAUUAUUUCAUUGACUUUCAACAGAAUAUACAAAUCUCGAUUAGUGAUCCCUCAAAACGAAGACCCGUCAAGCGAUUGAAAAACAAUGAAGGUUUAGAUCACGAAACGAUUGAAGGGCAGGAUGGAAGGCCUGGGAAGUACCUCGAAUUACGUCCAUAUGCAGAUAUUGCUGUACGGCAGAUGGAUGCGCGUGUAAUCAUUAUGGAAGAUCAGCACUGUGCAACUCGUCUGAAUAGUCCAUUAAUGGAGAAAAUACCACGUCCCCCUUCUGGUCGCCCUGCUCCUCGUCCAGCUCUUCGCAUACCGAGGCGACAUCAUCAGUUAUAUAAUCCACGCUUGCUCGGUGACCUCGAAAAGGAGCCUAAACAACUGCUUCAGCCUAUCACCGGAUAUGAACAUUAUCCCCCAGUGUCACUUGAAGAAGCGUGUGAACCUCUUGUUCCUUUCAUUGAAGAUAUCGAGCGACAUGCAUGGAUCGCGAAACAAAACUGUAGCAGUUAUUCACUAAUAACGUCUUACUGUUAG